Molecule: messenger RNA, 1491 nt
Organism: Penicillium roqueforti
Lineage: Eukaryota; Fungi; Ascomycota; Eurotiomycetes; Eurotiales; Aspergillaceae
Product: putative iron-regulated transporter
Exons: 5
Coding region: 1-1491 (496 amino acids)
Biological process (GO): iron ion transmembrane transport
Cellular component (GO): membrane
Molecular function (GO): iron ion transmembrane transporter activity
Source: RefSeq, a predicted model, not a curated record
AUGGUUCUUGGGAGCGAGUUCCCAGAGCCUAGCCGGCAACCAUCAGAAGACAUCAGCAAUUCCUCCAACCCUCUGUUGCCGACCUUGGCGGAUGAUGGCCCACCCCAAAAUGAUAGCCCAGCACCAGAAGCCCACUCAGUACUAACACGCCUAUACAUAUCUCACACACUCUCAACAUGGAACUCCCGCAUGUUUGAAUUCGGCGCCGUACUCUUCCUAGCUUCGAUCUUCCCGGGGACACUACUGUAUGCUUCGAUAUACGCUCUAGUGCGGGCGUUUUCAGCCGUCGCGCUGUCGUCGUGGCUGGGUGCGCAAGUUGAUCGCUCAGACCGGCUCGUUGCUGUGAGGCAUUCCAUUGUGUGGCAAAGAGUCCCUGUCGCGAUCUCAUGCUUAUGCUUUGUGGCCACUCUGUCUACAGACUCUUGGUCGCUUACAAUUGCCUUGUUCACCGUGCAGGGCUUACUGGCUUGUAUGGAGAAAUUGGCCGCUACGGCUAAUACGGUGGCUGUGGAACGGGACUGGGCAAUCGUGAUCUCGGAAAGUAUCAAUGUCCCUCGACAAGACUUGAACGCCUCUAUGAGACGAAUUGAUCUCUUCUGCAAGCUCCUAGCACCAGUAUUCAUCUCCUUGAUCGACAGCAUAUCAACCCCAUAUGCAAUUUGGACAGUGUUUACCAUGAAUACCGCAUCUGUGCUGGUCGAGUAUUUGGCCAUUGCUCAGGUCUACCAAUCAGUCCCGGCCUUGACCAAGACACAAGCUCCUACAACACAAGCAGAUGAUACAAAUGGCAAGAGCGAUACCCGCUGCUUGUCAAGCUCACUAGCGCCCUGGAAAGAGUACAUAGCAAGUCCCGUCUUCCUAGCAUCCUUUGCCCUGAGCCUGCUCUACCUAACAGUCCUAUCCUUUGGCGCAACAAUGGUAACAUACCUGUUGCACACGGGCUUCACCCCGUUGGAGGUCAGCUAUAUGCGCAUCGGCUCCGUGGUCGCCGAGCUAUCUGGGACAUGGACAGCGCCUAUGGUCAUGAACCGGAUUGGUCCGAUUCGCUCCGGGCUGUGGUUUCUGAAUUGGCAGUUUAUCUGCAUCGCUGCUGCCACCGUGGCUUUCGUUUUCUGGGACCCUAGCUCGCAGUUCGUAGCGGGUGCGCUGAUUACGGGCGUUGCUUUGAGUCGGAUUGGGCUUUGGGGAUUCGAUUUGUCGGUCCAGUUUCUCGUGCAGGAGAAUAUCCAGGAACAUGCCCGUGCCCGCUUCUCUGCUACUGAAAUGGCGCUGCAGAAUGUGUUCGAGAUGCUUUCUUUUGCCUCGACUAUUGCUUUCCCGCUGCCGGCCCAGUUCAGGUAUCCCGUGAUGAUCAGUUCUGGGGCUGUGGCGGUCGCUGCGAUCUGUUUUGCGACGUAUGUGCGCAAGGAACGGGGACACCUACUGCAUCGAUCACGCUGUAUGGGCGGAGAUAAAGUGUCAUAUCGAGCGAUUGGAUCUGGGUCGGUUUAG